AUGGAGGAGCUUGAGGUUCUGAACCGUCUCUGCAAGGAACUAGGAGAGAGCAUAGAUCCAGUCACAAGGGCACGGGCGGAGCAAAAUCUGGCGGAACUUGUCGAUUCACCACAAUGUCUUCGACGUUGUAUGCUUCUUCUGGAACAGGGCGAUUUACCGUAUGGUCCUAUAGUAGCAAGCAAUACUCUGAUGAAACUUCUCAAUUCAAAGACAGGAAUUCUAGUAGAACAAAAGCUUGAACUCAGUCGGUACCUCCUCAACCUGCUCGGUGCACGCUCAGCCUCGCUUCCUUCAUUCAUCGUGACGUCAUUAUGUCAGCUGUUCGCAAGAAUCACAAAACAGGAGUGGACAUACACUGACAGCAGUGAUCACCAUCCGUUUCAUGCACCAGUUUCGGAUUUAAUUGCUACUAUCGAUGUGAAUGGUGGAAGUCAAAGUAUGCUGGCCCUGCAGUUGCUUUCAACAUUGCUGACAGACUUCAACUCGCAAGCAGGAAUGGAGUCAGUGAAUAAACAUCGCAAAGGAAUAGCUUUAUUCCGCGACUCGCAUAUUUUCGAAAUCUUUGAGACGUCUGUUUCACUGCUUGAUACCAUUUCUCAAAAGGACAUCUCUAGUUUGCAGAUGCCAUUUGUGCUAGCUGUUUUGGACCUGUGUUUAAAUACUCUUCUGUUUGACUUCAUUGGGAGUCUUUCUGAUGAAACUAGUGAGGACAACUAUACAGUGCAGGUCCCGACAAUCUGGAGAACAGCAUUCACUGAUGGGAAAUUGGUUGAUCUAGUAUUCCAGCUUUACCUCAAACUGCCCAGUAUUGCGUCAGAAAAGAUUUUGCAUAUCGGAGUUCAGUUAGCUAGUGUGCGACGAACACUUUUCAACGGGAGCGAACGUCAGACCUACCUCGAACAUGUUGUUGCUGGUGUCAAGAAGGUCAUUGAGAAUCCUGACAAGUUGACGGAACAGCCGGCAUUUCACGAAUUCUGCAGGAUGGUGUCGCGCCUGAAAACGAACUUCCAAUUAUGUGAACUGAUCAAGGUUCCGGAAUAUGCUGCUCUCAUGCGCCUUUUGGCACAAUUCACUGUGGAAAGUCUCAGGAUGAUGGAUUUGUCUGCUAACAGUACGUAUUUCUUGCUCACAUUUUGGCAGCGAAUGGUUACAUCCGUACCUUACGUCCGUAGUAGCGAGGAUCACUUAUUAAAUCUAUACUGUCCGGAAAUCAUGAAUGCUUUCGUGGAAAGUCGGUUGCAAAACGUUGAACGAGUCGUGAGAGAUGGGCAUGACGAUCCGCUAGAAGAUCAGGGAUCUACAUUGCAAAUUAUGGAACAUUUGGCUAUCAUAUGCCGUUGUGAAUACGAAAAAACUGCUCGGCUACUAGCUAAUGCAUUUGAUGAAAAUGCUAGGAUAAUGGAAGCCGGACCGGAAAACGAUGUUCGCGUUCGAAUAGCAGAAGGACGUCUUGUUUGGCUGGUUACACUUAUCGGAACUGCUGUUUUCGGAAAAACAGCCGUGUCCAACAAUGAAGAGCAUGACAAAAUGGAUGGAGAUCUUGUUGCUAGGUGCUUGAAGUUCAUGAGAGUUAAUGAUAACAGGCUUGUUUUUCCAACAAACGUGAAUGCUAAUCCAGGCAAAGGGAAUGUUCGUUUAGAGGUGGCCUUUAUUCACUUGUUGGAACAGUUCCGUCGGGCGUACAUUAUGGACCAGAUAACAAAGUCAAGUCCUGUAUAUGACAAGCUGAACUCUGAGCUUGGUGUAUCUGAUGAAACGGACAUGCUCAGUGUUAUAGUUCAGAAGAUCCUCACUAAUUUGAAGUAUUGGGCUACUAACGAGCAAAUUCUGGAGCUGUCAUUAUCUUUAUUGAAAGAUCUUUCUCUCGGUUAUACAGCAGUUCGUAAACUGUUUCGGCUGCAGGAAGUUCAGCUCCUCCUCAGCAACCAUACGGCUGAGCAUUUUGUGUUCCUUGGUCAAUCCGUACCCUACUCAACGAUGAAACACCGUACUGUUUUCUAUGAGGCGCUCACCCGUCUUCUUACAAUUGAUCUCAACGAUGAUGAACAGCUUUUUGAUCAGUUCAUGCAACCACUGGCAGCGACUAAGCGCGAGCUGACUGCAAUUAUGACCACUCCAAACUAUACCGGAGGGGUAUCUCAGGAUGAACUCCAGAGAGUUGUUGUUGGUCUUUGUCGGGAUCUUCGAGGUGUAGCAGUCGCAUGCACGACAAAAAAUCUGUUCCAAAUCAUGUUCGAUUGGCUGUAUCCGGAUGUGUUCAACAUUAUGCAACGUGCUGUCGAAGAAUGGUCUUCCUGCCCCCAGGUGAUGACUCCAAUAUUCCGACUUCUUGCUGAAUUGUGUCAAAAUCGACAACAACGUCUUAAGUUCGAAAUGAGCAGUUGCAGUGCUGUUCUUUUGUUUAAGGAGGCAAGCAAAAUCAUCUGCUCAUAUGGUAACCGCAUUCUCGUUAUGCCGGAUGUUCCCAAGGAACGUGCAUAUGCAGAGCGCUAUAAAAACAUUGGAAUCAUAUUUAAUGUAUUGAAGUGUGCCUUGAUUGGGGCUUACGUUCCUUUCGGUGUGUUCCGAUUGUACGGUGAUCCUUGUCUUCAGGAUUCCCUUGACAUGUUCGUCAAGUUGUUCAUGAAGAUUCCGGAAGAAGACUUUCACUCGUACACCAAAAUUGCUCAACAUUACUACAACUUGCUCGAAAACGUGGUCCAAGACAACAUUGCUUUCGUGUCCAACCUACAGCCAGAGGUGUUCGCAGCGAUAUUGCGAUCAAUUCAUACUGGUGUCACUUCUCUAGACGCUGUUGUUAUAACUUCUGCAUGCUCUGCUUUGGACACCAUUUUGAAUUACUUGUAUAAGAGAUUCACAAGAUCACCUCACCCUGUGGCUAAGGUAGGCAUGGAACCUGAAGGGGAUUCUUGCCUUGUUGCUGUGAAGAAUCAACCGCAACUGAUGUCUGAUAUUUUGACGUCGAUGAUGACUUCGUUAAUGUUUGGUGAGGUUAAAUGUCAAUGGAGCAUAUCUCGUCCAUUGCUAGGUCUUAUCCUUCUACAGGAAGAAGUGUUUACUAACUUCAAAAGGGAAAUCAUUUCACAACAACCUGAGGAUAGACAUGCUGCAUUUGAUCAGGCUUUCAUCGCCUUAAUGGAUGGUGUUGAACUAUCGCUUACUGUCAAAAACAAGGACAUUUUCACUCAAAAUUUGGCCAAAUUCCGGCGUGACGUUGUUGAAGCAGUGAAGGGCAAGGAAGUUUCACCAUCCGCUAGCAAUAACGAAAUGUGCUGA
Necator americanus (New World hookworm) is the source of this 3276-nucleotide messenger RNA. RefSeq lists its product as uncharacterized. The record is from RefSeq and is a predicted model, not a curated record. The coding region runs from base 1 to 3276 and encodes 1091 amino acids. Gene Ontology annotation, biological process: protein export from nucleus. Gene Ontology annotation, molecular function: nuclear export signal receptor activity. Gene Ontology annotation, cellular component: cytoplasm; nuclear pore. The transcript is spliced from 30 exons. Lineage: Eukaryota; Metazoa; Nematoda; Chromadorea; Rhabditida; Ancylostomatidae.